Vitrella brassicaformis is the source of this 2706-nucleotide messenger RNA. The record is from the annotation of a GenBank genome assembly. Lineage: Eukaryota; Vitrellaceae.
CCCCAACACAACCAUUGCACAUCAGCAACACGCACACAUGCAUGUACCUACAAGGCGAUAGCAACAGGUCAUUCCGCAGAGGCAACAGUCUUCACAGAAACCCAUUGCAGGGAGUAGAGCUAGGCUUCCUUGGCAGACCACCAACGCACCCGGCCGGCCUCAAUCGGCGGUGUCGCUUUCGCUUGCAUGACUGCCACCGUCGUCGCUCCCGUCAAGCGCUGCCAUGGACGCCUGAACACACACAUGGAGGGAGGGAGGGAGGGAGGGAGGGAGGGAGACACAGGGAGCGUGGAACCAUGAAAGGCCGUCUGUCUGUCUGUCUCUAAGUGCCCCGUCCAUUCCUUGCUACCGCAAGUCUUUGGUCGUCGGCUUGCUUGUUCCUUCUUUCGUUGAGGCGUCUCCCGAUGGCCUCCAGCAGGAGGGAGUCGCUGUCUUGCAUCCUCCAUAUCAGCGCAGAUAUCUCCUGCGUCAGGACGUCCACAUCCCUCGUCCCCACUCUGCUGCCCUUCCUCGACUGCCUCUCGACAGUCGCCACCGAGUCUCGGUACCGCUGCAGCUCACGGAAGAGCCGCUCCUGGUAGUCCAGAAACUGAAGCGACUCCCGGAAACUCGUCUCUUCGUUGAGCAUGGCCUGGGAGAGCUUGUCAAUGUCGAAUACUGACGUCAGCGGCGGCGGCAUCUUGGUCUUGGCCAUCAGCCGAUUGGCCUCGUCAGGACACUCCCCCACAAUGGACCCGCCCAGCGUCAGGUCAGCAAGGGGCCGUUGGCCGCACACGUGGUUAUUGUCGCCCGAGAGCGGGCCUUGGCCAGUGGGUCCCGCAACGAGGCGUAAGAGGUUGCGGUCGGUGCGACCUGACGAUCCAGACAACGUUGCACUUCUGCUGCUGCCACGGCUGGUCGGGCCGGUAUCUGACCUUCUGGGUGAAAGGGUUGCCUGCACACGACAGACAGACAGACAGACAGACACGUGAGAGGUCUUCCUUGCGUAUGAAAAGUGGCUGAAGUCACUCACCUGCCUGUCAGAUCACGCGCCCUGACGGCCAUGCCGAAGACCUUCGUCCCGAUCUCUCGCCGGUAGUCGACAUGCUGCGGCUUGUGGUGGUCGCCAGCAGCAGCACCCACCUUGCCGCGCGCCUCUCUCUGCUUCUCCCACUCAGCCUUGGUACGCCUGCACUCACACACAUGGAUAGAUGGAUGGCACCAACCAGCACAUGGUGUGCGUGUGGAUGGCUUACUGGAUGAUUUUCUGUUCGGUCUCGCGGACGAAUCGCCUCUGGGCGACCUGCUGCCAUGACGGCGUUCUCUCAGCCAGGGCGUCCUGAUACGACAGGCAAUUACAGAAGCUGUGUGUCCGCCGACUGCCUGCCUGCCUGCCUGACUGCCUGCCCGGCCCACCUAGGUACCUACCUUCCUGGCUGCGUCCAUCUCCUUCGUGCGCAGCCAGAAGGCGAAGUGCGUGUCGUCCUCCCACUCUGGCUGCGGCCCACUCGUAGACUCGAACCUCCCCCUGAUGGCAUUUGACAGACCGACGGCCGCCUCCCGUAUGUCCCUGUCAGGGAUGAGCUCGUCGUCCAGCUGGUUGACGCGCGAGUCGUCCAGCCUCGCCUGCAGGCACUUGAGGUGGACGGAGUAGGCCGCCACAAGCAGCGCGCGGUGGGCGGCCUUGAGGUGGCCGGCGAUUUGGGUGUCUUGCAUCAGACGGAUGUGCGCGAGGAUGUGCUUGGUGUCGCGGGUCAGCUCUGCCAUGGGCACAGGGGCUGUGUCUGUCGGUCGCUUCCUCUUGUUGCCGUCUCUGCGCUGUUUCUCCAGGGCACCCAGGGCUCUCAGGAUCCGCUCAAAUGUCAGUUUGAAGGAGUAGUGCUGGAAACACGCAACCAACAAAGGCAGAGAAUGUCCCAAUCUCCUGUUAGUCAUCACAUGUAUCAGCUCAUCGAUCGCACAUACCUGUAUUCCCUUCUCAGGCGGUCGCUGCUUUUUGGGCUCCGUGGCCGCACUGUGGGUGGGGCUGACGACCGACGGCUGCCUGCUGAGCGUGGCGCUGCUGCCCACCGUCCUCUGCGAUGCGUAGGUGGGUGUCCGCCCACCCCAGUGAGUGGUACUUGCUGGCAAGGUUGAGGGCCUCCGUUGUGCGGCAAACGUGACCUGUCGGAUGAGGUCCCGCCCUUCCCGGAGCGCUUCGAGGCAGUCCAUAUACACCUUGUCGUGGGCAGCUGAUGGCGAUGACGUGAAGAAGGGGAAACUGCAAUCAAUGCAAUCACCAAACACAUAUCGGAUCAGCAGGCAGGCAGGACAGGAAUGAAUUGACACUCUCACGCGGGCGGCCCUCUUACUUUACUCACUCACUGGCAUGCAAACAUACCUUUGCUUGACGGCCUGCCUCCAUGUGUGGGUGGCUAUCUCGUCCUCCAGUGUCUCACUGAGGCCGUCCUCAGACACACCCUCCUCCCCGGGCGCUGCCUCCAUCCACCGCUGUGCGAGGCUGUCUUGAAGUUCCACAGCCGCUUUGAGAAGAUCAGCAGGACCAAGCCCCCUUGCGCCCUUGACGCUCGGCAGGCCAUCCUCGAAGCUUAUCGAAGACUCACUGCUGCUUUCCUCACCCCUGGCGUCAGCAUCGCUCUCCUGCAAUGGCCCAUUUUGGCACUCUUUGCCGCCUGUUUGAUCCUCAGAAGCGCUCUCGUCUAUCAUUCUUGCUGUGCUAUUUGUCCC